AGCAUGGCAAUCUAAUGCAUAACAUCUCCUUGACUUAAGUCUUCUCCUUUGACUAAGGCAUUCUUCAUAUUUUUAACUUUCCAUUUUCAAAUCUUUACUUUAGUCUUCUCCAAUGGCAUCAAGUUCUAUGACGUCUUCACGUAGCUCCGGGUCCACAUGGACACAGAGGCAAAACAAGCAGUUUGAAGAGGCUUUAGCUUACUACAACAAGGACAGUCCCGACAGGUGGCACAACAUUGCUAGGGCUGUUGGUGGAAAGUCAGUUGAGGAGGUGAAGAGGCAUUAUGAAAUCCUUGUGAGGGACAUCAUGCAGAUUGAAUCAGAUCAAGUUCCUUUACCUAACUAUCGCAGUAUUGGAAGCAACGGGCGUGGAUUCGCAAACGAACAAAGGCUUUUGAAGAAUCUAAAGCUAUGAAGCUAUGGACAACUAUUACAACAAUAACAAGGUUCAAGGAGGAGGAGCAAAUAGGGUUAAGAGGAAGAAUGAGGUGGAUUAUAUGUGUUUGUGUGCAUUAUUAUCAUUAUGUUUCUUGAUUUGGUGAUGUUAUCAUUGCAGUAUAACUCAAAAAUGGAGUUUGAAUUUGCAGAAAAUUAGUGACAAGUAUUAUGUUGUAAUAUUUUCUUAAUUGUGAUGUGAUAUCAAUUUAAAGAUUGUAUAACGUUGUGUGGC
Messenger RNA from Helianthus annuus (common sunflower), 670 nucleotides. Its product is annotated as protein RADIALIS-like 3. NCBI's taxonomy places the organism in Eukaryota, Viridiplantae, Streptophyta, Magnoliopsida, Asterales, Asteraceae. Gene Ontology annotation, molecular function: DNA-binding transcription factor activity. The transcript has 2 exons. The coding region runs from base 113 to 415 and encodes 100 amino acids. The record is from RefSeq and is a predicted model, not a curated record.